UUUCCCAGCUAGAUAACUUUGAGUUCACCCUUACUCUUUGUUGACGCCCAACUAAGAAGUCUUUUAUCCACAUCAAUAAAUUGCCUCCAAUCCCGACUUUUCUUAACUUAUAUAACAGCCGGUUGUGCGGAACUUUGUCAAAAGCUUUACUGAAAUCAAUGAAGGCGACGUCCACAGGUAGGUUUUGGUCUUUAAGAGCGCACCAGCUUUCACGAGCCACUAAGUUAGUGAGACGAGAAUAACCUAUUCUGAAGCCGUGCUGCUUCUCCCAGACGAUCCGGUUUUUAUCGAGAUACUUAAACAGCUCCUUCCGAAUAAUCUUUUCUAAGAUUUUAACAACCACACUAGUUAGGCUAACGGGACGGUAGUUCUCAGGUUUGUGUUCCGUACCUGUUUUGAAGACAGGACUUACUAUGGCGUUUUCCCAGUCUUUUGGUAAACGACCCUGCGUAACGGAUAGGUUAAAGCAUGUACUUAAAGGGCUUGCAACGAAGUUAGAUAAUUCCUUCAGUAGCCUAGGAUGUAAUUCAUCGGGCCCCGUGGAUUUACCUAUGUCAACCUUAUUUAGCAGACCACAGACAUCGAGUUCUUUAAUGGUCACGCUAUCCAGUGUAUGUAUGGGGGGAUCUGUAUACGCUGACGGAAAGGGCGCUUCUAUGGUAUAUACGUUGCUAAAGUAGUUCGAGAACACUUGAGCCUUACCAAAGUCAUCCUCCACUAAUGAUGAAGCAGUACUGUCUCCCCACAGUACAGGAAUAUUUUCUCUUCUUUUUGUCCUUUGGUUUAUAUAGGAAUACAAGCGUUUAGGACAUUCUAUGGAUUCCUUAACAAGUUUUCCUUCGUAAAAGUUUCUAGACUUACGGAGGGUCGAGGCGCAAGUAUUCCGAGCCUUUCGAUACUGAGAUUUUGACUCAUCAGUCCCCGGUAACCUAAAUCUAUCCCACAUUUUCCUUUUCUUACGGAGAAGGAUACGGACCUCCCUACUGAGCCAUGGUGGUGAGUUUUUCGGCCCCUUUGGUAUAGUCCAAGGGAUGUGAGGUGUGGUAACUUUUAAGUAUGAAUUUCGAAAUGCGUCCCAGGCCGUUUCAAUGGAGGACUCUGGGUCUAUUGUCCAAUCUAUUAACGAUGCUGAGUGCACGAUGUCUGGUAUGUUUGCUUUCCAGAAGUUGGGUCUGGACUAGACUGACGCGUGCUCGUGACUGGAAGUUAUAUGGAAGUCGAAAACUAAAACUGCGUGAUCACUUUUACCUAGAGGUGGUAUAUGACGGAGGUUCGCCAGGUUUAUGUUACUGCGAUUAUGUCUGGCUUUGUAGAGUCAAUCUGUACACCUAGUUCCGAUCGCUUUUUAAGUAAGCUUCGUGCAUUGGUGUAACAGAUCCGAAGCCUGUUUAAGUGCCUUCGUGCUUCACCCAGAGUGGCUUCGGCACCAUUCUCUGUCGAAGCCUCACAACCCGAAAAUUUACAAUUUUCAGGUCCUUUUCGCCAGCGUCUAACCCAAGUUGCAGUUCUUUCUCAGCUUCCUGUCCUUUAACACGGUCUGCCAACGGUAGGUCCUUUCGGAUAAAGACUCCUAAACCCUUUAAUUUGUGUCCAUUCUGUUCAGAAAUGUUAAGGAUACAGUAAGCCAUUAGAAAGUCACCUCUAAGACGCCUGUAAUCUAAUGAGCAAAGUUUAAGCGAUUGGAGGCGCUCUUCAUUAGGCUUGAACUUGAGUCCCCGAACUGAUUUUGUGGCUCGCCGUUGGAUACGCUCCGAAGUGUCCUUAUCGUUUUGGAGUAAGGGAGGAAACACUACGUUACCGUACCCAAAAUGGGGACAAAUAAAACUGUCGAAGAUUAUGUAGAAAUUUCUUCCGUCAAGCUGGCCAAAAAUGCGCUUCAAUGUUACCAGUGCAAGGUUUGCUCGGAAGGCAUUUUUGUCACAGUUAGCGUAAGACUUUAAAUCGUAGGGUACCAAAACUCCUAAAUCUUUUUCGACUCGAGAUACUUCUAGAGAUGAGUCGUCUAAGUUGCAGCUGUAGUCUGCGACAUGUCACAGAUGGACUACUUUACACUUUGAAAUGUUAAAGGUAAGUCCGUUAUCAUCUGCCCAAAUUCGAAUUCGAGUCAGAUCCGUUUGAUGUGCCAGUACAUCCUCUUAGUUUCUUAUCUCUCACCAAAGUUUCACGUCAUCGGCAAAAAGUAAUGUCUGACGAUACCUGUUGUGGAAGAUCAUUUAUAUAAAUUAAGAAGGAAAGAGGUUUUAGUACUGAGCCCUGGGGGACCCCUCUAGUACAUUACAUAGCCUGAGAGAAUAUGAAAUUGACCGUCACCUUAAAAUGUCUAUUUUUCAGAUAUGAAGUGAGCUUGCUGGGUCGUCGAGUUUUAAUUUUUCUUUCUUUGUUCUCUGUUCCACUCCCCAUCACGCUGCUCUGCAUGCUCCACUUGUAAACAAAUUACCUGACUAGAAGCAAACAGCCAAAACAGACAAGCACUUCAGACAUUUAUUUCCAUCCAUUGAAUACAAAUGUGCCCGGUUAAUGGCAUUGUCAAUGAACCAGUAAUAGUAACAGUCAAAGUUUGUGAUGAGGCUAAAGGAGGUAACCUUUCAUUUUACAUUAUAAGAUCGGAACUUCGUUCUCCUUAAAUUAAACUGUAUAGUUGAAAAAGAUUUCAGAUGUGAGCUGGACGUUCUUAUGAUUGAGAUGCCGUACUUCAAAGAAUUUUUGAUUAAGGAUGGUCAGUUUAUCAGCGAAGUAGAAAUACUUGUUCACUGUGACCUAAAAAUAUUCGAGUGGCUACUACUUUAUGCUAGAAAACACAUUGAUCCUGAUGCGUAUAAAGAAUGCACUUUGUCAACUUCGAAUGUCCUUGCAUUAUUAGUUUCAUCGAACUUUCUUAAAAUGGAACGUCUGACUUCUGAAUGUUUAGAAUAUUUCUGCAAACAUGCUGGAGAUAUUAUAGCAAGUCCUUUCUCUUUAGAUUGUUUGGGCGAUAGCUUAGUUGAGCGGUACAUCGCCCUCCGGUUGAAAUUGGAGGAACUGGAUAAGAUCAAGGAUAAGAAAGACAAAAUAAAAAGCAAAAUCUUUUUCAAGAAAAUUGAACAUUUGUUUGAUCCUGAGUAUACUUCUUCAUACUGUCCUAACAAUGCAGCGUAUCUAUUUCGAUGUCAAAAAUGUGGUAAAGUACUGACGAGAAGCAUUUCAAUUAUUGUACCUUGUCUUCCGAAUCGCUUUAUAAUUAGUCGACGUGGCGAUAUGAUACCUGUUCAUGACCCUAUGGAACCAAGUGGAAAAGAAUUAAUUUCGACAGAUGAACCAUCUCAUCAAUGUAUUGAGGCUAACGAUUAUUCGAAACAUUCACAUACACCUACAUCAUCAAUUACAUUCUCGAAUUCACAUUGUCGAUCGGUAGUCACAUCAAAUAUUAAUGGACAAAUAACCAUGCCAGUUAGUCAAAAACUAACAAGUUUUUCAUGUACAGAACUUUUAAUUCAAUGGUUUAUGGAAUCAGGAAAUUGGCGCGAUGUAUUUUGGAAACUAUGGGCUACAAUAAAUCUUCAAUUAUGCAAACGUUGUGGCAAACAAUUUCCUAUAGUUGAAUUAGGAGAUGGUUGUUUCUAUCAUACGAUGACUCCCGUACCUGUUCAAUCAAAUCAUAUAGUUAAUAAUACUGUUUCAAUGAAAAACGAACUAUCAAAUAGUCUUGAUAACUGUCAACUUGAUGAUGAAUAUGAUGAUAUUUCCAGCAAUAAACGAUUUACAUCUACAUUUAAAAAACCAGAAAAUAUCGAAUUUCAUUGUAGAAAUGCUAAAUCUCAUGAAUUAUUAUCAAAAAAGCAUUCACAAUCAAAUAUUACUAAUACUGACUUAUUAAGGCAUGAUAAACCUGAUUUCAUCUAUCCAUGUUGUGGAUUGGGCUUAUCAAGAUUCAAUUUAUUCUCAACUCAAAAUGGAUGUCACAGAAGUGAACAUAUUUUGAAUGAAGAUAGUUCAGAUCCUGUAACAAAAUUAUGUAUACAACAUCGUGAAAUGAUUAUGUCAUGGGCUACUAAACGAUCAUUCAAUCAAAAUAAUGACAAUAAUUCAUCUGAUUAUGUUAUUAAUGGUGGACAUUCACACAAUCAUAAAAUUGAUUUAAGUCAAAUUAUUUGUAAUAAAGAACUUGUUUACAAAGCUCCAGCAUUUACACUUUUAGCCUGUUUGGAUAAACAACCUGAUAAAUAUGAUAAACCAGAAGUGUCAAAUUUGUUUAAAGCAACAAUUAAUAAUCAACCUGUAGAACCAAUAUUUGAUAUCAAAUAUGAAGAUCGACUAGUUCAGAUUAACCAAUCAAAUGAUGUUGAAAAUAUAGUGAAUAGUUUAACACCAAUAAUUAAUUCGAAUGGAUUAUUAUCGUCAACACUAGAUGAACGUGUAUGGGACACGGGAAAAUGUAAUCGAAUUAAUCAAGAUAAUCAACGUCAAGAAGAUUUACGUCGAAUGCAAAAACUCACUGAAUUCUUAUGUGCACAACGUCAAAAAACAACCACGUGUUCAGAGAUACCAACUUCUAAAGAAUGUCAGGCUGGGAUUUACACACGUUUAGAUUUACAGUGGCGUUCACAAUCCAGCUUAACACCAUCGAAAUCAACAGUUAACCCGAUUAUUCGAAAAUCUAAAUCUCAGAUCUCUUCACUCCCAUUUCGUUAACUGACUGUAUACAUAUAUGAAGCCAAUGAAUCAAUGUGAAGUUCGCUAUUAUUAUUAUUAUUAGAACUGUUUGUUUUAAUGUGUGUAUAAUAAUAAUCGCUUGUAAAAUAAAACCAACCUACAUUAAAUUGUGUCAAUGAAUUGUUUAUUAAAAGUAAUGUUUAUUGUACAAA
Schistosoma bovis is the source of this 4841-nucleotide messenger RNA. NCBI's taxonomy places the organism in Eukaryota, Metazoa, Platyhelminthes, Trematoda, Strigeidida, Schistosomatidae. The record is from the annotation of a GenBank genome assembly.